UGGGACUGUUUACUGGUCCCAGGCUGCAGACACUGGAUGGGUGCGCGCUGUCAGCGAGAGUCGGGGCGAACUUGAGUCCAGGUGAAAACUCAGUUCGACUCGACAGUUUGGGUCUCUCACUGAACCUGGAUCUUACUGAUUCCCCUAGACUGUCUGGCCAGUGAUCCCCGGAGUCCCUCCUGUACCAUCUCCCCAGUGUUGUGACUGCAGCAGAGCUACAGAGAGACCAAGAAGCGACAGCCACACUGGGGGCCACAGGAGGGCCCUCAGUAGUGUCCAUGGCUAGCCAGGACCCGACGCUGAGCACGAAUCACCCAUUCUAUGACGUGGCCAGACACGGCAUUCUGCAGGUGGCAGGGGAUGACCGCCAGGGGAGACGCAUCUUCACAUUCAGCUGCUGCCGGCUGCCACCCUUGCACCAGCUCAACCACCAGCGUCUGCUGGAGUAUCUGAAGUACACGCUGGACCAGCAUGUGGAGAAUGACUAUACCAUCGUCUACUUUCACUACGGCCUCAGCAGCCAGAACAAACCGUCACUGGGCUGGCUCCAGAAUGCCUACAAGGAGUUUGACCGGAAGUAUAAGAAGAACCUGAAGGCGCUCUAUGUUGUCCACCCCACCAGCUUCAUCAAAGCACUGUGGAGCAUCUUCAAGCCCAUCAUCAGUCACAAGUUUGGGAAAAAAGUCACCUACUGCAGCAGCCUGCAUGAGCUCCGGGAACACCUCCAGUGCGACCAGCUGCUCAUCCCCCCAGAAGUAGUACGGUAUGACGAGAAGCUGCAAAACCUUCACAAGGGCCAGCUGCCCCCUCCCACCAAGACUCCGCCACCUCGACCACCUCUGCCCACCCAGCAGUUUGGCGUCAGCCUGCAAUACCUCAAAGACAAAAACCAAGGUGAACUCAUCCCCCCUGUGCUGAGGUGGACAGUGACGUACCUGAGGGAGAAAGGGCUACACACGGAGGGCCUGUUCCGGAGAUCGGCCAGCGCCCAGAUAGUCCACCAGGUGCAGCGGCUGUAUGACCAAGGGAAGCCGGUGAACUUUGAUGACUACGGAGACAUGCAUGUCCCAGCCGUGAUCCUGAAGACCUUUCUGCGUGAGCUGCCCCAGCCGCUGCUGACCUUCCAAGCCUACGAGCAGAUUCUCGGGAUCACCAGUGUGGAGAGCAGCCUGCGUGUGACCCACUGCCGCCUGAUCCUGCGGAGCCUCCCGGAGCACAACUACACCGUCCUCCGCUACCUCAUGGGUUUCCUGCAUGAGGUGUCUCUGGAGAGCAUUUCAAACAAGAUGACCAGCUCAAACCUGGCAUGUGUGUUCGGGCUGAACUUGAUCUGGCCGUCUCAGGGGGUGGCUUCCCUGAGCGCCCUGGUGCCUCUGAACCUGUUCACGGAGCUGCUGAUUGAGUACUACGACAAAGUGUUCAGCACGCAAGAGGCCCCCGGGGAGCACAGGCAGAACACUGUGGAAAUGGAACAGGCUGGCCCUGUCACCAAAGGAUUCACGAAGACAGGCACUCCCCAGGCCUCACCAUACUUACCGCGCUUCCGCAUCCCCUGACUGGCUGGAGACACCUCAAGAUGGAGGUGCCCCCUUGCAAUCUAUGUAUCUGUGGCCCCGUUUGUCUUAUAAACUUAUGGUCUGUAAGAAGACACAGGAAUUAAAUGAACCCAGAACUUUUUAGUGGGAAUCUUGUGCUUCUGAUUGUUGGGUCCAUCACGGUUCUGGGCUGUGGCUGAAAUGAAACACAAGUGUGAGGAUGACUGUCUUGAACCAUAACCCAAUGUGACUUAAGGGAAGUGCAAAUUUGUGAGCAAGGGGCCUGGAGCAGGGCCUAUGUGACAGGCCAUCUGACCUAGUGACUCACACAGCUGUAGGGUGGCCACAAUCCAUGGUUACCUGACAGUUCAAGGGUCCUUGGGGGACCAUAACAUGCCCUGGGUGGGCUGGCUAGCAUCGGGGAGACUUAGCUGUCUGGCCAAUUACUUCUAUCCUCCAGCAGGUGGCAUGGGGGCACAUGUUGCCUUGGACAGAAGAGCUGUUCAAGGUUAGUAUGGUCUUCAAGAUCAUGGAGAGCAAUGCUCAAGUCCCUGUGGAGAAGGACUGGUCCCUAUGGAGAAAGGUGUCCGCAGCCAAGCCUGUGGGCCACAGUGGAAAGAGGAACAUGGUAGGCACUCCGCACAGGAGUGGAACUGACGUUGGGCAGCCAACCUGCCGGAGAGUUCCAGAUCUGUGGCCUCAGACAGAUUGUCCCCUCAGAGCUGUAGAAUGGACCCUGUACAUCACCAAAUACAGUGCGGCAAGGCUACCAGCAAAAAGUUCCGUAAGUUAUUUAGAUUGGACAAGCUUGGGUCACGUGCCCGCCCUGGACCAAUCAGUUGCCAGAGGAUGCACUGAAGGGCUAGACCUGGGGUUAGACAUGCCGAGCAAUUUCGAAACAACUAGCAAAUAAAUGUCAGCCUGACUGUUCGGUGGCAGAAUCAAAUAAACAAACAUCCACAUUCGGGAGAGUGUUCAGCUGUCCUCAUUGCUCUAUGCCCAGACAGGAAUCAUGCAGAAGAGACCAAACAUACUGAGGAUGACAGUGCCCGGGGGUGGGGCUACAAUUCUAGCUCAAGCCACCCCAGAGCUAGACUUUCCAGGAAGGGUGCACAUGGUGUAAGCACCUACCACCCAGAUGGGAAGGGCAAGCCCAGAGCCUCCCUCAGCCUCACUUCUUCGUGAAAGCCACAGAGCAGAAGCCUGGAUAGGUUUGGACACAGCUAGACUGGUUAGUUUCUUGUCAACUUGACACAAGCUACGGUCAUCUGGAAAUCUCGGAGAUAGCGAUGGACACAGCACAGCCCCAAAUGGCAAAGUUGCUUAAGACACGAGAGUUGUUAGUGACUGGAGAGUGGGGUGGGUAAC
Messenger RNA from Peromyscus californicus insignis, 2903 nucleotides. RefSeq names its product Rho GTPase activating protein 8 (gene Arhgap8). The transcript has 13 exons. NCBI's taxonomy places the organism in Eukaryota, Metazoa, Chordata, Mammalia, Rodentia, Cricetidae. Gene Ontology annotation, biological process: negative regulation of endocytic recycling; small GTPase-mediated signal transduction. The coding region runs from base 279 to 1556 and encodes 425 amino acids. Gene Ontology annotation, cellular component: cytoplasm. The record is from RefSeq and is a predicted model, not a curated record. Gene Ontology annotation, molecular function: GTPase activator activity.